GCACGCUCGCGCUCUCCUGCGCGUCCGCUCCCUUUGUAGCUACGCACGGUAGGGGGGCGGACCCUGGCGGUUUGCUCCGCUCGGUGGAAGAGAGAUGGGGAGGCGUGGCGCUGGGGCUGAGGUAGGAAGGAGCCCGCCCCUCGACGCCUAACCCUCCCGCGACGCUAGCCCCUGAGUCGUGAUGCGAGCGUGGGUCCUACUCUCCGCGGUGCUCUGGUACCUCACAGGAGUUGGAUGGCAGCGUAAUUCCGAACGCACUGAGAAAGGCUUCAUUUAUGGCAAGCCGGGACACCCAGUGAAAGUAUAUGUAAAAUUACAUCACAACAGCCCAGUCCUUGUCUGUAUGGACUUUAAACGCGCUGAAAAAGAAACGGUGGACCCCACCUACUUAUGGGUUGGGCCUAAUGAAAAGCCAUUAACAGGAAGUAAUAGAAUAAAUAUAACUAAUACAGGAAAGCUGACAGUGAAAGACUUUCUGGAGCCUUUGUCUGGACUUUAUACAUGCAGUUUUUCUUACAAGACUAUCAAAGCAGAAACCCAAGAAGAAAAGGUAGUAAAGCAGAGAUAUGACUUUAUGAUCUUUGCCUAUCGGGAACCUGACUAUUCAUAUCAGAUGGCUGUACGUUUUACCACAAAAUCUUGUGUAGGAAAAUAUAAUGAUCUACUUUUUCGAGUCCUGAAGAAAAUCUUGGAUAAUUUAAUCUUUGAUUUGUCAUGCCAUAUAAUAGAACCAUCAUAUAAAUGCCAUUUUGUUAAAGUUCCAAAACAUGGCCUCAUUCAUGAGCUAUUUAUAGCCUUUCAAGUUAAUCCUUUUGCACCAGGGUGGAAAGGUACAUGCAAUGAGUCUAUUGACUGUGAAGAUACCACUAAUCAUAAUAUCCUCCAGGCAAGAAAUCGAAUAGAAGAAUUUUUCCGGAGCCAAGCAUAUAUUUUCAACCAUGAUCUAAAUAAAACUCUACCAGCCAUGCAUUUUGUGGAUCACAGUUUUCAAAUAGUACGUAUGGAUAGCUGUCGUCCAGGCUUUGGAAAAAAUGAAGGUCUACACAGCAAUUGCGCUACCUGUUGUGUGGUUUGUAGCCCUGGGACUUUUAGUCCUGAUGUUGAUGUUACAUGUCAGACCUGCAUUUCCGUCCAAAUCUACGGAGCUAAAUCAUGCCAGUAAAUUUCAACAUGAAAACUAGGGGUGAAAGCAUCAUUACUUGCUUGUGGAGGUGGAGGACAUAAGAUGAUUUGUUCACAUCCCAAAGUGUCAUAGAUAUUUUCAUUAAGGAAGAUGAGUGAGACCAAAACAUUGGAAAACAUACAUUUUAAAAACCAUAAAAAGAUAGUCAACAUGGUAUUUCUAAGAAGGCAUUUAAUCUCAGUGGAUGAUUUUUAAUGAAAUAUGUUUUGUUGCUUACAAACAAUCUUGUUUCUUUGUACCUAAAACUAUGUUAAAGUCAAGAAGAGUAGGCAAGUAUAAUAAAAUUUUAUACUUUCCAUAUAUUAUUUUGUUUGAUAUCACUCGUAUGAUAUAUCAUAUUACCUUUAUAAUUAGAACCAAAAAAGUUGUUUCUUUUAGUCUCUUUGCUUUUAGUCUAUUUAUUUUAGAAUAAUAGGCUUUAUUUUUUAGUAUAGUUUUAGGGUUACAGAAAAAUUGAGCAACUAUUACACAGAGUUCCAUAUACCCACUUCAGCCCACACCCUCACCCCUCCCGAGUUUCCCCUGUUAGUAUCACCUUGCAUUAGCGUGAUACAUUUGUUAUCAUUAAUGAACCAAUGUUGACACAUUAUUAUUAACUACAGUUAAUAGUUUAUAUUAAGGUUCAUUCUGCGUGUUGUAGUUCUGUGGGUUUUGACAAGUGCAUAUUGAUAACGUGUCCACCCCUACAGUUCAUACAGAGUAGUUUCACCACCCUUAAAAUGCCCUGUGUUUAAUCUGUUCUUCUCUCUGUCUUACCCCACAGCCCUUGACAACCACUAAUCUUGUUACUGUCUCUACAGUUUUGCCUU
This is a messenger RNA of Cervus elaphus (red deer), 1992 nucleotides long. It is a transcript of the gene ZPBP2, whose product is annotated as zona pellucida binding protein 2. Gene Ontology annotation, biological process: binding of sperm to zona pellucida; acrosome assembly. The record is from RefSeq and is a predicted model, not a curated record. NCBI's taxonomy places the organism in Eukaryota, Metazoa, Chordata, Mammalia, Artiodactyla, Cervidae. Gene Ontology annotation, cellular component: zona pellucida receptor complex; acrosomal vesicle; extracellular region. The transcript has 8 exons. The coding region runs from base 182 to 1162 and encodes 326 amino acids.